GCCGAACCAAAUAGAACAAGGGGGAGCCGCAGGAUUAUACCAACUUAUCAACAAAUUUAGGGCAUGGAAACCCGGUAGGUCAGUGCUAAAAUUAGGGGCUGGUGCUUCAACGACAGCAGUCAAACUGCCGUGCAUAAAGUCAUGUAAAACCAGGGGAUACACUAUCACAAGGGCUGGCAGUAAAGACAAGGUUUCCAUGGGUGACAUUUAACGCCACACGUUGACUGAAGAGGCACUGUGCGUUACGCAGCGACAGCGCUGGAUCAUCACUGACCACAGCUGCGCAAAUCAUGAGUAUUUGGUAGCUCUUUAGAGACGCCAUAUGUAGUCUUCGGCUCCUUUGAGUUUUUACGUCUGUAAAAAUAAUUUUAAAAAAAUGUCUUUUUUGACCAUACCAAGCCAAGAGGGUCUUUUUAAAACGAUAAAAACAGGCAAAUUAGGCGAGGACGCAGAUAGUAGGUCACCAAUGGACGCCGAAGAUAACCAGAAUGAUGACGAUGAUGAUGAUGACACCGAGGACGUCCGCUUCAUCCCAAGAUGCUCCCCGGUGCCCAGAAAGCGAGGUGCGUCAAUUUUCGAUGAGACCGCUGAGUAUAUGCGGAUCCACUUGGCGCUGUCCGCCGGGAAGAGAGUGUCAUUUGCCGACACAACAGGUGGGGAUUUGGUGGAUGUGAAGGAAUUUGUUGCCUUUGAUUCGGACGAUGAAGACUCUAUUGCAAAGUGGGACGAAGAGGAGGCAAAGUAUCGGAAGCCUGAGCGAGAGCCGAUCUAUCAUGUGCUCCCAGAGUUUCAUGCACCCACCGGUAAUGCUCUGCUGCAGGCUGUGCGCACCAAUAAAGUGGAGGUUGAGCAGAUGUCUCCAGCUGAGAACGAUCCUCUCGCCUUCACAGGGGUAAUACGAGUGCUGAACAUUUCCUUCCACAAAGCAGUUUAUGUCAGAUCGACAAUGGACAAUUGGGCCACUUACUUUGAUCACCCAGCAGAGUAUGUCCCGGGAUCUCACGAUGGAGAAACUGACAAGUUCUCCUUCAAGCUGUCUUUUGCGCCACCUUAUACCACACAUGGCUCUCGCAUUGAGUUCGUUGUACGCUAUGAAACCUCUGAUGGUGAUUACUGGGCUAAUAACUCCUCUAUGAACUAUGUGGUGACUCUGCUCCUGACCUAUGAAGAUGAUUCAGCUCAUACAAACAUCAACACACAGGAAAUGAAAAGUAUCCUGAAACCUCCAAAAGCUUACAGUAUGAACAAUGAUUCAGAGGAUGAACUGGAAAAGGAAGAAGAAGAAGCAGGGACCUCUGAGGCUCGUCCGGGACUUCUGCGGCCUACGCCUGUGUGUCCCGUCAUUGUAAAGCCGGAGAUUGAUGUAGAGCAGAUCGCAGCUCACCCGUCUGGUCCCUUUGUCCCACCCAACCAAGAGCUUCCAUCUGACGAUGGCACGCUGUCCGCUCACACUGUAUUCCCAGGUGAACAGUUUCCUUCUAUAUCUUCCCAAACCACACAUCAAACUAAUUCAUCCUUUGUACUCUGUGCCAGCGAAUCAGUCCAGCCAAAUAAGUCACAGCCUUUACCCAGACUCCACUGUGAAUUAGGCAACCAGACGUCUGAGCAGCGCGUAGACAGUAGUCCCUCUACACCGCCGCCUGCCUCACAUCCUUUUCUGCAACGAGACUCCAAACCCAGAUCAGACAUCUCCCAGACUGGCAGAGAGGAAAUCCCUUUAGAAGCAUCUUGCAUGUGUCUUCCUGCCACAGAGACAACGACAGGAGAGGAUGGAGCUGGAGAAAAACCAGCCAGUCAUCCUUGCCUUGAACUGCCUGCUGAGCGUGCCUGUACUCCCAGUGUGACACAGGGCUUUGAGCGAGACGUUGCUGUGGGAAUGAGCGAACCUGUUGAAGGAUUAUCAGAAAGUUCCAGCAGGUCUGCAGCAAAUCAUGAAGCCAGUACGCCUGCACUUUUGUCUCCCGUGGCUGAGACUCAGACAUCUCUGAAAGCAGAAGGUGAAGCUCUACCAUCACCCGAGCUUCCAGAGAACACCUCAGUGAGUACAGGUGUCACUGAGGUGAGUGAAAACGUAACUCAGUCUGUCUUAGCCUUGGAAGAGAAGGAAGAAGCUGCACAUAUUUCCCCCGAUACGUCAUUAGAGAAUGAACCAAGCACAGCGUCAGAGUUUUCCGAGCCCCAGUCUGAGCAUAACAGAAACAGGAAUCUUCUGCCAUCUGUCAUAUUUCUGAGUGGAGUUGUCUCCCUCUCGAUAGUGUUGCAGGAACCCACUGCCCUCUUCCUAAUUGGACUAAUUUUCGUUUUGUGCCGUUUGUGAUUUUGCCCCAAAUCUUCUGUCAAGCUAAGUGCCUUUUCAUGGUUUUAAAAUAAGCCAUCAAGCUAAGCAACAUGCACACAAAGUCCUCUUGAAGUCAUGCUUAUUUUAUGCAAAGUCAAAUAGAAGGAGAAAGUAAUUAUGGCGAUAUUUUCGUACACAUUGUGUUUUCUAUAGAUAUAAUAAUAAUCACCCCAUUUGUACAACAUUGUGAACCUAGUAUUAAAGCACAGUGUAGUAUUAGAGCUGUUUUGUAAGUGAUCACUAAUCACUAACCUUUUCUUGUCAUGUGGAGAGUCUCUGUGGUGUUAUGUUCUAGUUUAUUUAGUCACUAUCACAAUGCACUUUCACUGUUGUCAAUGUAGCAAAGCCUGUUGUUUAAGGACUUUGACUUUUGUGAAUUUCAAGUCGUUAUCGCUUCAAAAACGAAACAAAAGAACAACAGAAAGAUUACCCUAGUGGUAAAUAUAAGAGACUUACUAUAAAAAUGGGAUUUUGUUUACAAAAUGCAAAAGAAAAACAUGGUCAUGUGUGUGUGUUUUUGCCUUAAUACUUAGUGAAAACAAGACGGAAAUGGUAGCCGCUUGAGCGACAGCAAAACAAGUGGAAAACUGUUCACCUCACCGUGGCACUUUUCAUUUCACAGGUCUUCCUUCUUGCUCGUAAAUGCAUAUUAUUCUUGUUGUAGCGCAGCACUCAGCUCGUAACAUAAUAGACAAUCUCACAGACAGACGGAGGCACUGAUUGAUACGUUUGGAGUGGUGAAAGUUUUUGCAGUGUAUUGCCAUUAAACAUGGUCUCAUAUCCUGUACCACUUUGUGUCUUUGCUUAUCUGUGUUUUUCUUUUCAUGCAGUCUGCAGAACAAACACGAACAACACGACAGCUUUAUGCACAGUAAUGACACUGCGGUGCAGAACAGAUCGCAUUGAAGGCACUGACACACCUUUAAAAUAACAUCAGAGCCUUCAGCGCCUCCACAACUCGAGCGUAUUCAGCUUUGCUUGAAGUGGAAAUACACAGACAGCAACAUGAGCUGCGGAUAGAAGCCAAAGGUCAGGCAUUGCACUGAAGUCAUGGCAGCUUAUAGUAUACACUGGCCACUGUAAGCUGAGCUCAGUGUUUGAAGGCUGAAAAUUCUCUGGAAAUCUCCUCGGAUGUUAUACGAUAAGACGGCACCUCUCGUCAGGUCUACCUCUUAUAUUUAGGACUUAGUCUUAAUAUUUUAUCUUCAUUUUUGGCCAAAUAAAGCUUUAAUAACUUUAAACUUUUGAUCCUUGGAUGUUAGGCACUCUGUGGAUUAUAUGCAGAUUACGCAUUAGCCUUAAAACAGAGUAUUCAUCCAAGCACAUUUGUAUUUUGCAGAUUUCUGCAGGGAAAAUAGCAGGAGUAACUAAUUUGUGUGGUGGUCACACACAUGCAGGGUGGAAAACAUUAAAAAUUUAGGCAAUCUGAAAGCUGUCCCAAGCAGGAUAACUGGUGGGAAUUUUAUAAGACCCACCCUUUGGAAUAAUUACUGUUUUUUUCAGGUAGUCCAUGUUAAGCAGUGAUUUCAAAAGGAGAUCUGCGAGCGCUGUGGCAAUAUUAAGAAACAGCAGCUAGAAGGGCAUCGUUUUCCACCCAGGGUGUGGCGUCACCCUCAGCUUGUUUGAACAGAGGUAUUUCAUCACGAGAAGCAAUUGCAACAGCAGGAGUACCAGCUUUUAUUUAAAUAUUGUCUGUGACAGUGAAAUCCUCCAAGACAAGACAAAUCGGAUUUUCCAUAAUACCCCUCCUUUAACUUGUCAUUGUACUCCUCCAAGCGUGGCCUGUGAAUGUUUAUUGGUUUUAUCAGGUCCAUCACAGUUAUCAUUUCACACAUAUUUGCCCGUUUAGUCCUUUUUUUAUUUUUUUUGUUCAGACGUUUCCAUUUCCCAGAUCCACAGAUUUCAUUAAACCCCCUCAAAACAUUUAUUAAAUGGAGGAUAAAAACAAAUGAAAAGAAAUGCUUCGAUGUUCAGUAUUGUGCACUUAUUUUUAGGCUGUACGCCUAAAGCUGUGAGCCUCUAAUAUAUAGUUGUCAUUAUUAUUGACUGUUGUCCUUCAGAAGGCUUUUUAAUAUCAUGCAUCAGUGUUGUGAAAACAUUUGAGCUUCUUUUCAACCAAAGGAUCCAUGAUCCUAACACUAAUAAUAAGCGUAUUUCAUGUCACCUCUGUUUAAUAUCAAGGAAAGUUAAUAAGCCUCAUUAAAUGGAUACAAAAAUUCUAAUUUAUCAUUUUCAUUCGGCUUUGGUUUACUUGUACACUGGUGUUCAAAGACCCAGAACUUUAUUCUGUAACAGAUGAUGGCAUCUUAUGGCAUCUGCCAUUGCCAGAAAGAAACAGAAGGCCUUUUGUGACCUUCAGGUUGCCUUAAUGUUUUACGUUUGGAAACACAAACUAUCAGUUAAAUAUCUAACCUCAGCAUUGUGCUGCUGUCAAUGUUCAACUAAGCACUGUUUGUGCCUGGUGAACAUUUAGUUCUGUUUAUAUGUUUGAAAUGACAAACUGAAGCUUCUGAUUACAUUCAUCUAUACAUGCUGCGUUAGAUUAAAGCUCAUUAUAAUAUUAGCUAGCUUUGCCUUCAUAAUUUAAUUCCUAUUUUGUUUUAGCUGAUGCACUUUUCUUUA
Haplochromis burtoni (Burton's mouthbrooder) is the source of this 4960-nucleotide messenger RNA. RefSeq names its product protein phosphatase 1 regulatory subunit 3A (gene ppp1r3f). The record is from RefSeq and is a predicted model, not a curated record. Gene Ontology annotation, molecular function: protein phosphatase 1 binding; glycogen binding. The transcript is spliced from 4 exons. Gene Ontology annotation, cellular component: protein phosphatase type 1 complex. The coding region runs from base 377 to 2317 and encodes 646 amino acids. NCBI's taxonomy places the organism in Eukaryota, Metazoa, Chordata, Actinopteri, Cichliformes, Cichlidae. Gene Ontology annotation, biological process: regulation of glycogen biosynthetic process.